Penicillium brasilianum is the source of this 1494-nucleotide messenger RNA. NCBI's taxonomy places the organism in Eukaryota, Fungi, Ascomycota, Eurotiomycetes, Eurotiales, Aspergillaceae. The record is from the annotation of a GenBank genome assembly.
CGCACACAGCCGCCGCCAAAGACUAAUUACGAUGCAUAGGUUCAGAAGUGGCUGAUUUGCUACACUGAAGCUAGAGAGAUUGGCCUAUCUGAAUUCGAGGAUACUGAGCGAAUCAUCUACGAGUUCCUUGAGGCAAUUGCCCCACUGUCACCUAGUUUUGUUACUGUUUGGAUGAAUCGCAUCCACGAGCAAAGCGGCGUCUAUUCGUUCGGCGUUUUACCAGAGUUUCCCGCCCUCAUCAAUCUCUAUGCAGAGUCUAUCCGCCUAGCUCCGCCAAUUCACCAGGCUAAAUUUGCUCAUGGGACGACCUUCCAAGGCAGAAAUCCAGAUGGGACAGAAGCUAUUACCAGCGCCAGCGGCGUUAACAGCGGCGCUAGCAGCGGCAAUCCUACCAAUAACAGCAGUGGCAAUCAGACCAAUUUCGAUAGCCACAGCCGACCUACUUGCCCCUUUCAUAGCCAGCCAAACGAUGGCAACCACCGAUUCAACGAUUGCCCAUACGUCAACCCACAGGCUAGGCCACCUAACUGGCAAUCUGAUAAAGCAGCAGAAGACCGUUUCAAAGAGGCCUGCAGGAAUUGGAAGUUCAGAACUGCCUAUAAGCGCGCGAUUUCUAAGCACCAACCAACGACCAAUUCGACUAAUUCGACCAAUCCAACGGCUAAGUCAGAGGAAGAUGAGACUACCAGGGCAGCGUUUGGCACGUACGUCCCUAAGCAGAAGGUCUCAUCUCUUCUUCAGGCUAACCGCGCAUUCAAUUCGUUUCACACUAACCAACCGGCUAAUAAUGUAUGGUGUUUUGACACUGGGUUAACCCUACACAUUUGCAAUAACCUCGACCUAUUGACCGACUAUCAGCCAUCUCCCUCCUCUGUGAGAGUAGGUAAUACAGAGACUGCCAUCUUAGGGUUUGGAAGGAUAAGCUUCCGACCUACCGAUAGCCUAGAUGGGACCAAGAUCAAUCUCAAGGAUGUUGCCUACGCGCCUGGUUUCCAUGUGAAUCUACUCUCUGCUGAGAAAGCUGCUAGUGCAGGCCUAUACCUACGAGGGAGAGAUUGCAUACUAGAGGAAUCGAACGGUAAACCUGUUUGCCGAUUGAAUAAGAAAUCUAGUCUAUACCUCAUCAAAUGGGACCAAUCAACAGUUGAUGGCAUGGCUCCCGAAUCUCCUAUCAACACAGCCAAUCAGGUCUCUAGGAUUCCUACCCUACCUAAUCCUAUCGAAUUAGACCUCAUUGAGGACCCUAGCAAAUUAGCCUUCACAUCUUCCUACGCACCUCGCCACGCGAUAGCCUCGCUAGACCUUUGGCACCAGCGGCUAGGUCAUGUGAAUCACGAGGUCCUAUCCCAUCUAGUUGACCACUCAUCUAAUGUCUCGAUCGAUUUGACCACCCUACCUAGCCAUGUGUGUGAAACCUACAAAGUUUCUAAGGCUAAACAGCAAAUCUCUCGACGACCAAUCGAGUACACUAGGCCUUUCGAAUCUAUCCAUUAG